AUGAUCAUCAAGAAGAUUUUCAACGACUCCGAGGAGGUGCUCGUCUCGAAAAAAGAGUUGCGCAGCUUUGUGCUUCGACUUCUCGAAAAAGUUGGUUGUUCCGCGGCGCACGCCCAGCAGCUUGCUGACAUUUUGAUCUGCUCGGACUACAGGGGCCACUAUUCGCAUGGUGUCAACCGAUUGCAAAUCUACGUUCAGGACCUUGCCACCGGAUCAACCGCACCAAAUGGCACUCCAACAAUAAUCCAUGAAAAAGGCGCCACUGCUUGGGUGGAUGGAAAUAAUCUGCUGGGCGCCGUCGUUGGCAAUUAUUGUAUGCAGCUAGCUGUUGAGAAAGCAAAGGAAUUCGGGCUUGGAAUGGUGGUGGCCCGGAACUCGAAUCAUUUCGGCAUCGCCGGCUGGUACGCGCAAUACGCUAUGGAGAUGGGAAUGAUUGGUAUGGCCUUCACAAACACAUCUCCAUGCGUUUUCCCUACAAGAUCCAGUGAGAAAGCAUUAGGGUCUAACCCAAUCUGCUUCGCCGCUCCAGCACAAAAUGGGGACAACUUCUUCUUGGAUAUGGCCUCCACCACAGUAGCAUAUGGAAAAAUCGAAGUCGUCGACAAACGUGGCGGCGUAUCUAUCCCACCCUGCUGGGGUACCGAUGAAAAGGGCCGCGAGACGACAAAUCCAAAGGUGGUCCUGAAUGGCGGUGGGCUUCAACCCCUUGGAGGCAGCGAGGAAACAGGCGGCUACAAAGGCACUGGACUAUGCAUGAUGGUGGAAGUGUUGUGUGGCAUUCUCGGCGGUGCCGCUUUUGGCAAAAACAUUCGCAUGUGGCAGACGACGGCCACCACCGCCGAUUUGGGCCAAUGCUUCAUCGCCAUCGACCCCGACUGUUUUGCGCCCGGAUUCGCGGGCCGGAUGCAGACGUUUAUGGACGAGACGAGAGGGCUGGACCCGUUGGAUGAGGACCCGGUGUUGGUGGCUGGCGACCCAGAACGAGCCCAUAUGGCCAUGUGCGACGACCUGGACGGGAUCGUCUACAAGAAGAGCCAAUUAAACCAUCUGGCCGACCUCGCCAACCGCUACGACAUCACAAUGUUGAAAACGAAAGAAGUCAACCUAUUAGCCCAGAAUAACGCCGAAAAUGUG
Messenger RNA from Mesorhabditis spiculigera, 1134 nucleotides. NCBI's taxonomy places the organism in Eukaryota, Metazoa, Nematoda, Chromadorea, Rhabditida, Rhabditidae. The record is from the annotation of a GenBank genome assembly.